Molecule: messenger RNA, 2349 nt
Organism: Dreissena polymorpha
Lineage: Eukaryota; Metazoa; Mollusca; Bivalvia; Myida; Dreissenidae
Product: protein starmaker-like
Exons: 5
Coding region: 89-1126 (345 amino acids)
Source: RefSeq, a predicted model, not a curated record
UACUGGGUUCUCUUCAGCGUACAGCAAUUCCUGGGGAGAAACACUGAGUGCUCAAAAGUCAGCUCUGAGAUGGGACAUCAAGCGCACCAUGAAAAAUCUGUGUGGAAAACUGUUGGAACUUGGUGAGCAGUGUUUUGUUGUCACUGUGAAUCCUAAGAAUGGCUAUGUGGGGCACAUGGGUACACAGUUGGGCAGUGAAUUCAUCGAGGAACACUCUCAGAUCCUCUACGAUUUCCUGGGUUACUGCGAAGAUGCACUGGCAGACACAGAACCUUCUGAAGACAGCUCCAACUCUGGAACAGAAUCAGAUGGUGAAGGGCAGAACACUGUUCCAACCAUGGGAACCACUGAAACCAGUCCAUCUCCCCUGCAUGACUCCCUAAAGGACAUUUUACAGGAACCAGACAGAGACCAGCUGCCCCUUAAACUGUACAUCUCCGCUCUGUCGGGUCACGUGGGCCCGAAACUACAGCAGAGGAUUCUUGGAAAGUCAACUAAAAAAAAUAUUGAUGGAACAUGUAGUGUUGAAAAAGUAGGGAGCAAACCAACAGGCAAGAUGGAUAAGGGUGAUGUCAAAGAUGACGUGGAAAAACUAGAUGAUUCAUGGCCUAAUAAAACAAGUACUUAUGUUGAUACUUGCAUUGACAAAAUUGAGCAACUCGAAGAUGACAGUAGUUUUUGUAAAUCAACUAAGGCCUCCAGGAAUAAGGAUAAUGAUUUGUUGUACGUUGAUUUAUUGAGUAAAGGAACUCAGAUAUCUGACAGGUCACCCAGUGUUGAGAUAAAGACCGAAGCAGAGGAUGAGGUUAUGGUUCAAAAUGAAAGAAAACAGUCAAAGCAAACAGUAAGACAAACUUUAAAAAGGAGUGAAAUAAGUUCACAAAGAAAGAGAAAAUUUGAUGAGGAUGAUUUAACUGAGACUGAUGAAGAUGGGGAUGAAAAUAAAGAAGAUGAAGAAGAACAAAGUGAAAUGGAUGAUAAUGAUACAGAUUACAAGCCUGAGAGUGCCAAGGAAACUUCAUCUGCUCCAGUUCGAGACGCCCCUAUACAGACACGAUCGAGAGCAAAUUAUAUGGUAGAAAUGAGGGGCCAGUAUUUUAAAACUUCUUUAUCAGCUCCAAAGUGAAACUUUUGUUUUUGUUCUAUAUAUUCAAAUUUCAGGUAAUAAUUUCUGUACUGGUCAGAUAAGAGCAACCUCCGCGCAGAGAUAAGACCAGAAUCAGCAUAAUUCUGAAUUAUGUGUUGAACUUUAACUUGUUGACAGUGCGCUGAACUCUGAAGUGUUGACAGUGCAUUGAACUGUGAAUUGUUGAUAAUGAGUUAAACUAUGAAUUGUUGACAGUGAAUUUAACUCUGAACUGUUGAAAGUGAGCUGAACUCUGAAUUGUUGACAGUAAGUUAAACACUGAAUUGUUGGCAGUGAACUUGACCUAGUUGACUAUUUGACAUAUUUAUUCAUAAAUUGAGAUCUUAACUAAAGUUGUAUUUAACUUGUAGUAUAACAUUAUAAAGUUUCUUUGUUAAAUCCAACAUUCAUGUUUUGUUGUUUUUACCAAGGGUUAGGUAUUUAACUUGAGUAAGGGUAGAUGGUCAGGUACAAAACUGUAAAUUUAACCCUUACAGUGCGGGAACCGAGUUGUGAAGGCCUUUGCAAACAGUUUGGAUCCAGAUGAGACGCCACAGAACGUGGCGUCUCAUCUGGAUCCAAACUGUUUGCUAUUCUGAUAGUAUUCUUUGAAAAAAAAUCAAAGAAAAUGCUAAUUUAAGAAAUUCAGCAGACGACAUUUUAGCAGACGACAAAUUUCCCAGCAUGCAAAGGGUUAAAGAUCAUGGGUUUGAUUGCAAUCAUAUAUUCCCACAUAACUUGUUUGGGAAAAUCAGCAUUUUUACAAUUAAUUUAUUUCUAGUACCAUUCUUUUUUCUCUGUAAUUUAAUUGCAGUGUAUGUAAAAUGUUUAAAAUUUGCACAAGUAUGUGAAGUUUGUACUGUAAACUAGCUACAGAGGAAAUGUGUGAUUGUGUGUCUACCGACCACUGCUAUUUCUGAAAUACUGUAUAAUACAGUAAACAAUAGAAAACAUACAAUAUUUGAUGUACAAUUUACACUUUAAGCUGUAUGAAACAGGUAACAGUUAUUAUGGCAAAAGAUCUUCAACAUCAUGUUCAAGUUGACAUCAGUUAUACUUACAAAUUGCUCAUGUAUGUUUAUGCACAAGUUGUUUUCUUUUUUUAUUACCGGUAUUAUUAUAGCCAUAUCCAGAUUGUUGUGUUAUAUUUCAUAGGAUUUUGUGGUAGUUUUUAAAUGUUUUUUUUAUUGAAAUGAUUCUUUGGAAUAAAUAUAGUUCUUGUU